AUGUCAAGUCAAGAUAACGAUGCGCCGUUGCCCGAAGGAUGGGAGAUGAGGACCAGCCGCUCAACAGGCAUGACGUAUUUCCUCAACAUGUACACAAAGAAAUCUCAGUGGGAACGACCUGAAGCACCUGCUGACCCUGGUGAAGUCCGAUGCAGUCACAUUUUGGUUAAACAUGCAGAAAGCAGGCGUCCGUCGUCAUGGCGCGAAGAAAACAUAACUAGAAGUAAGGAGGAAGCGCUAGAGAUAUUGAAGGGUUACCGUAAACAGAUUGUUGCCAACGAAGCUACAUUUGUUGAUAUAGCGAGUAAAUACUCUGACUGUACCUCAGCGAAACGUGGUGGUGAUUUAGGCAUGUUUGGCAGAGGCCAAAUGCAGCGGCCCUUUGAGGAGGAGUCCUUUAAACUGAAACCAGGGCAAUUAAGUCGGCCUGUCGAGACUGAUUCUGGAUACCAUAUUAUUUUGAGGACGGCUUAAGUAAUUAAUACUUGGGCUGUUUGAGCAUUUGUUUUAAACAUCUAAAUUUAUAAAUACCAAUUGUGACAAUGAAUGCCUUACCUUGUAACAAAAAUUUACCUCUGCAAUAUAUACAAUGAUGCUAUCCUAUUUGCAUGCACUGAACAAGAGUUUUUGUAUCUAAGAAGUUUACAUUCAUUAAUAUCAAUUUAAAAAUACAAGUAAUAUAUUGGCAUAAGAAGCAUAACAUCUUAAAUCUUCAGGAUUGGCAAUUAACACAUUAAAAGCAGGAGUCGUUGUACUAUGAUUUCUCUUGACUGCAACUUAAGCAGUUAACUGUGAUUAAUGAAUAUACUUGUCAUGGAGAUGUGGCAAAAUCACCACAUUACCUAACAUACUUUCAUCAAGAUCCCCCUUUAAUGUGUUAAUAAGGAACUCUAUUCUAUAGGUAUUCCAUGAUGUCUAUGGUGUUUGUAUUUAUGGGCAUUGAUAACAAGUAUGUAUGAGUAGAAUUAAUAAAAGCAAUAAAAUGUCCAAUUUUUGAAAAUAUAUAAUGUCAUAGCCUUAACUAAAAACAGAAUACAUUAAUUUUAUAUCAUAGUUGACAUUGGUUUCAUUGAACCAAUUUUUUUAGGAUAUACUGAAGAGGUGUCUUGAGAAGCAGACCUCUUCUGAUGACUUCUGUCUGUCUCUACCCAGUCUCAUCCACAAUAUAUUUAAAAUUAAUAUACAAAUAUAAUUAAUAUGCAUAUUAAAUAUUUAAGCUCAAGUAAAAUUUUGCUGUCAUCUCCCAUAUUGUAUUGUCAUAUUGUUUUUUGUUUACUUUAAACCUGAUUAUGUUUAAAAAAUAUAUAACAAAUGUUAUGUAACCUGGACUGAUGUAUUUUUGUUGAUACAAAAGUUCAUUGAUUGAAACCAGUGAUAAAAUUAAGAAAUAAAAAUAAAUAGUUAUCUAAGAUUUCUGUAGGUACAUAUAGAAAAUUCCAUUUAAUUUCUUAAUAAUAAAAAUUCAUUGAAUUAGGUAUUAUUAUUAUUAAAUAUCUCAUUUUUCUCUUUACACCAGAUCACUUACAAGGUAGACGGAAAUUACAAAGCGCCAAUUGUUUAUACCAUGAAUUAUCCCUUAACUUUAUCAGAUUUGCACUUGUUUUGUCUAAUCAUAUUUUUUCUUUCAAUACCAUAUUAAUGUAUUAAAAAAAAUCAUAAAUUUUUGAAUAAUUGCAUAAAUAGGCACCUACAUAAUUGUAUUUUUAAUGAGUAAAUUCACUUAUUUUAACUUGACAAAAUUGAGUAUUUUACUAGUUUCUCGUGUCGUGUAUAAUUUAUCUUAUAAUUUGUGGAAUAGGUAAUAAAUAAAUUGAUCUUUAAAGUUGUAAA
This is a messenger RNA of Galleria mellonella (greater wax moth), 1830 nucleotides long. Its product is annotated as putative peptidyl-prolyl cis-trans isomerase dodo. NCBI's taxonomy places the organism in Eukaryota, Metazoa, Arthropoda, Insecta, Lepidoptera, Pyralidae. Gene Ontology annotation, molecular function: protein binding; peptidyl-prolyl cis-trans isomerase activity. Gene Ontology annotation, cellular component: nucleus; cytosol. The record is from RefSeq and is a predicted model, not a curated record.